GCCCUUAUCUACGGCUGCGGCGUCUAUAGCAGCGGCAUCUACUGGUGGGCCGCCAUCGUACGCCGCUUCACGCCCAAGAGGAUUAGUAUCGUCCGUGACGGGUGUAGUACCUGGAAAGCGCAGUAUGCCGCCUCACUCUUCAGAAUCGCCUGCCAAGAAACAAACAAAAUGGAGCUCGGAUGAAGAUAGACUGAUCAUCGAACUUCGGCAAAGUGGCAUGAAGUGGGAGGAUAUUUCGAAGAAAUUACCGGGAAGAAGUGCUAUCAGUUGUCGAUUACAUUAUCAAAACUACCUUGAGAAAAGGUGCGAGUGGGAUGAAGAGAAGAAAAAUAAGCUGGCAAGACUGUACGAAAGAAACAGGUUCAAAUCCGAGAUGUGGGCCGGGGUUGCGGGAGAGAUGGGGAUGCCAUGGCGGGCGGUAGAGGCGAUGCAUUGGCACCUCGGAGAUCAGGAGAUGACACGUCGGGCUGGAACGACGCCGUUCCAACUCGCGGCAUCGGCAUCGGAGGGUGGAUCUAGAUCGUCUUCGCGGCAUACGCAUUCGCAUUCACAAGGAAACAUUUCUCGCGACUCGGGAACUGGAAAAGGCUACUCUCGUGGAAAUACAGUGCCAUCAAGCAGGCCCCUAGCAUCGCGAAGGGAAAGCGUACCUCCGCACCUUUCCAUCUAUGCCGAACGCUCUCCUGAAUCCUAUGGAUAUCCCCAACCGCUCGCCCCCAUCAAGACAAGAGAUCGCCAACCACCGUCAGGGGUACUCCCCGGUAUCGCGGAGCUUACGACAGGCGUUGCCCCCUACAGCACACCGGCGUAUUCCCUUCCUGUACCAAGUGCUAGUCCUGUCCUCAGCGCCACCGCGAGUCCAGGUCCAUAUAUGAGCCCGAUUGGGUACCCAUCUAUGGAGCCAACAGGCUCUAAGCGGCGUAGGAGUCCGGAUACCCACCUUAUGUCUCCCGAUAUGAACAGACGAAGACACCUCGAUCUACGAGCCGAGUACUACGAAAAGGCGAGUCCCACAAAGUACGAGCAUGGCCGCUAAGCGAAGACAAAAGAGCAGUCUUAGGAGAUUACUUAGAUGAGAUCUAGGCUUUUCGUUUUUUGUUUCUUCGAUGGGAUCUGGACCUUGAAUUAGUAGCCUUGUUGAUGUGCUUUUUUUUAUCCUCGGGAUGAGAACGUACGACAGCACACGUAACGUACGCUUUUCUACAUUUUGGCAGCGUUGCAUCGGGACCGGAGCGGAUAUUUUCA
Hypoxylon fragiforme is the source of this 1245-nucleotide messenger RNA. RefSeq lists its product as uncharacterized. The transcript has 2 exons. NCBI's taxonomy places the organism in Eukaryota, Fungi, Ascomycota, Sordariomycetes, Xylariales, Hypoxylaceae. The record is from RefSeq and is a predicted model, not a curated record. The coding region runs from base 125 to 1036 and encodes 303 amino acids.